AUGAAGACAACAAUCGCUGUCUUGGCUGCGGCCAGCACUGUCGCCGCUCAGCAGUCCGCUUAUGGCCAGUGCGGAGGUCAAGGAUGGAGCGGAGCGACCACGUGUACAUCUGGCUACUACUGCUACGCACAGAACUCGUACUACUCUCAGUGCGUCCCGGGUACUGCGUCGACUACAGUCAAGACGACCGCAAAGCCUACUACCGCAACGACUACGGCUAAGCCUGUCUCCUCCACGAAGACGACCACGUCUUCAGCUGCUCCCACCUCCAGCGCUCCUGUGACUAGUGGCAGUGGCAAGGUGAAGUAUGCCGGUAUCAACAUCGCUGGCUUCGACUUUGGCUGCGACACCACCGGAACGUGCCAGCUGGGCACGAACGGUGCCUACCCACCUGGCGCAAAGGGGCAGGCUCAAAUGAACCACUUUGUAAAAGAUGAUGGUUUGAACGUCUUCCGUCUGCCCGUCGGUUGGCAAUACCUUGUCAACGGUGUCCUCGGUGGCACUCUCAACGCGGCCAACUUCGCCACGUACGAUACACUUGUGCAGAACUGCCUUAGCUCCGGUGCAGCUCUCUGCGAGAUCGAUGUACACAACUACGCUCGAUGGAACGGUGGGAUCAUUGGCCAGGGGGGUCCCACCAACGCCCAGUUUGCUUCCCUCUGGAGCCAGAUUGCGGCCAAGUACGCCAACAACCCAAAGAUUGCCUUCGGUGUCAUGAACGAGCCUCACGACCUCGACAUCAACACGUGGGCUACUUCCGUCCAAGCUGCUGUUACAGCCAUUCGUCAAGCUGGUGCCACUUCGAACAUGAUCUGGCUGCCCGGCACCGACUAUACGUCUGCAGCCAACUUCAUCGAGAACGGAUCAGCUGCUGCUUUGUCCAAGGUUACCAACCUUGACGGCUCCACUACCAACCUCAUCUUCGACGUGCACAAGUACCUCGACUCCGACAACUCCGGUACCCACUCCAGCUGCACGACCAACAACGUUGCUGCUUUCCAGACUCUUGGCAACUGGCUCCGCAUGAACAAGCGUCAAGCCAUCCUCUCAGAGACUGGCGGCGGACCCACCGACAGCUCAUGCCUCACAGACGUCUGCCAAGAACUUGACGAACUGAACCUCUACAGCGACGUCUACCUCGGCUGGAUCGGCUGGGCCGCUGGCAACUUCGACCCCAGCUACGUGUUGAGCGAAGUGCCAACCCAGAAUUCCGAUGGCUCGUUCACGGAUGUGCCGUUGGUCACUCAGUGCAUUGCUGGAAAGUUCCACUGA
Molecule: messenger RNA, 1272 nt
Organism: Recurvomyces mirabilis
Lineage: Eukaryota; Fungi; Ascomycota; Dothideomycetes; Mycosphaerellales; Teratosphaeriaceae
Product: Endoglucanase EG-II
Exons: 4
Coding region: 1-1272 (423 amino acids)
Biological process (GO): glucan catabolic process
Cellular component (GO): extracellular region
Molecular function (GO): cellulose binding; hydrolase activity, hydrolyzing O-glycosyl compounds
Source: RefSeq, a predicted model, not a curated record